AUGGCGGCGUUGCGGGGCCCGGGCGGGCCGUGGGUGCUGUGCCUGUGCCUGUGCGCGGCGCUGCUGCCGCGGACGGCGCGGGGCCUCACCGACGGGCUCUACUGCGGCCGCCGCGUCUGCUACGAGGUGCUGGGCGUCAGCCGGCAGGCCAGCAAGGCGGAGAUCGCCCGCGCCUACCGGCAGCUGGCCCGGCAGUACCACCCCGACCGGUACCGCGGGGAGCCCGCGGGCGGCGGGGCCGGCGGCGCGCAGGCGGCACACGAGAAGUUCCUGCUCAUCGCCACCGCCUACGAGACCCUCAAGGAUGAAGAAACACGUAAAGAUUAUGACUACAUGCUGGAUCAUCCUGAAGAGUAUUACAGGCAUUAUUACCACUACUACAGCAGGAGAUUGGCACCUAAAGUGGAUGUCAGAAUAGUGAUCCUAGUUACCGUGUGUGCCAUCUCUGUGUUUCAGUUCUUCAGCUGGUGGAGUAGUUACAAUGAAGCUAUCAACUACUUAGCUACUGUACCAAAAUACCGUAUACAAGCCACUGAGAUUGCUAGACAACAAGGUUUACUCAACAAGACUAAAGAAAAAGGAAAGAACAGGCGAUCUAAAGAAGAAAUUCGUGAAGAAGAGGAAGAAAUUAUCAAAGACAUUAUUAAAAAUAAAAUAGAUAUAAAGGGUGGUUAUCAGAAGCCCAAGAUAUAUGAUAUCCUUCUAUUUCAGAUCCUUCUUGCUCCUUUUUAUUUGUGCAAAUAUGUGGUUUGGUACUGUUGGUGGAUUUAUUGUUUCACUAUUAAAGGGCAAGAGUAUGGUGUGGAAGAGAAGCUGUAUAUCAUACGAAGGUACAUGAAAAUGUCUCAGUCUCAGUUUGACAGCUUAGAAGAUCAUCAAAAAGAGACCUUUCUUGAACGGCAGCUGUGGAUACGAGAAAACUACGAGGUCUAUAAACGAGAACAAGAGGAGGAGUUAAAGAAGAAGAUGGCCAUGGAUCCCCGAUGGAAGCGAUAUCGGCGGUGGAUGAAAAAUGAAGGACCUGGAAGACUGACUUUUAUUGAUGAUUAAAUGUGUGCUAAUGUUGAAAGUGAUUUGCAAAACUUUUCAUUACGUCGUUCAGAGUUUUGUCUGCUGUGACUUAGCAGUGAUCUAAAACUCAGGAAUUUUAAAUCAGGCUGAAGCAUAAUACAGGUUUACCGUUUUUAUAAAUCAGACCUAUUAAACAGGCUCAGCUAAAUGUAUAUAUGCCAUUUACUUGGGGAUCUCAGUAUGGAAUUCAUUAUUCCAAACAAUGUAUUUUUGCUAGAUAUUUCACAUUCAUCAUCAAUGGAACCAUAACUCUAGUUUUUCCGAAAAUGUUCCUAGUUCAAACCUUGAAAGUCCUGUUUUUCCUCUUUAAAUUGAAGGGUUCCUGCAAAUGGACUCUGGAAAUUCAUAAAAAGGAUUUCGAAGCAAGGACCAUUUUCUGUUUUCCUCUCUUUUCUUCUACUUUUCAAUCUAAUUUCUAAGAUGCCAAAUUGUUUUUUUUUUUUUAUGUAAACAAUAUGGGGAUUAUACCAGACUACUGCUAUUCCUGGUCCAGUUGGAAAUGGUUUUUAUUUUUUGUGGGAAUAAAUGAUGCAUGAUUGAUCAUCAUCGUGAUGCAAACAGGCCUUAAUUCUUUGUUCUACAGAGUAGUUAAUGAAAUAGUAUGUUUAGAUAUUUUGUGUUCGUUUUUUCAUCUUGUACAUUGAAUUAUACCUGCUUGUUCAGAACAAGUAUACCAGUGAAUAUUAGUCUACUAAAUGUGACAUUUCUUUCACCAAAGUAUUGGUUAAAGGGAAAAAUGAGCCUUUUAUUAAAAAGGGCAAUUUUGAUGCCUUAAGUAAAUAAAAAUUUAUAUAUGCACACUGAAUUUGUUUUAAAUUCUAAAUCUAAAGUAUCCAAUGUGUUUAUCUCUUCUGAUCAGACCUCGGAGUACUUAGAAUAAAUGAUGCAUAACAGCA
Lepidothrix coronata (blue-crowned manakin) is the source of this 1967-nucleotide messenger RNA. RefSeq names its product DnaJ heat shock protein family (Hsp40) member C25 (gene DNAJC25). The record is from RefSeq and is a predicted model, not a curated record. Gene Ontology annotation, biological process: protein folding. Lineage: Eukaryota; Metazoa; Chordata; Aves; Passeriformes; Pipridae. The transcript has 4 exons. Gene Ontology annotation, cellular component: endoplasmic reticulum membrane. Bases 1 to 1050 code for a protein of 349 amino acids.